This is a messenger RNA of Carica papaya (papaya), 1800 nucleotides long. Its product is annotated as ras-related protein RIC1-like. The record is from RefSeq and is a predicted model, not a curated record. NCBI's taxonomy places the organism in Eukaryota, Viridiplantae, Streptophyta, Magnoliopsida, Brassicales, Caricaceae. Gene Ontology annotation, molecular function: GTPase activity; GTP binding.
CCAGGAGCUUUCAAUUCGCCCACUCCGGAUAACAUGGCAACUGAAGUCACCAAUUCUCCAAGUCCACACACCCCACCAAAGCCGACGCUCCCGUGGAAAACCAGGCUCUCUGGAAGAUUCCUCUCAGCCGUCAUCGACGCUGCAUGCCGCCACGAUGGCACCGUCAACCGCCGUCUCCUCCGUUUCUUGGACUUGAAAACCUCUCCCAACUGCAAACCCGUCAAGUCCGUAUCUUCCCUCGAUACCACCGUAGACCCCACCCGCAACCUCUGGUUCCGUCUCUACUCUCCCGUCUCCGUUUCCUCCGCUUCCCGUCUCCCCGUCAUUAUCUUCUUCCACGGCGGCGGCUUCACCUUCCUCGGCGCAGAUUCCAUCGCUUACGACGCCGUUUGCCGCCGAUUCGCUCGGAAUCUCCCCGCAUUGGUCGUCUCCGUCAAUUACCGUCUCACCCCCGAACACCGCUACCCGGCACAGUACGACGACGGAUUUGACGUCCUGAAGUUCCUCGACGACAACCACGAGAAGAUGUUGCCUCCGGUCGCAGAUCUCUCCGGGUGUUUUCUAGCAGGGGAUAGCGCGGGAGCGAACUUGGCUCACCACGUCGCCGUUCGGGCUUGUACGGCCCGGUUUAGGGUUUUGAAAGUUAUCGGGCUGGUAUCGAUACAGCCGUUUUUCGGAGGAGAAGAGAGGACGGAGGCCGAGAGCGGAAUCGUCGGAUCGUUCCUCGUAUCCAUGCCCCGAACGGAUUGGUUGUGGAGAGUGUUUUUGCCGGAGGGAUCGAAUCGAGAUCAUCCGGCAGUCAACGUGAGCGGACCAAAUUGUUUAGAUAUAUCGGGUAUGGCGUUUCCGGAGACGGUGGUGUUCGUGGGCGGGUUUGACCCGCUGAAGGACUGGCAGAGGAGGUACUACGAAUGGCUAAAGAAAUCCGGGAAAGAGGCAAGCUUAAUCGAGUAUCCAAACAUGGUCCAUGCAUUCUACGUGUUCCCGGAAUUGCCGGAGGCAACGCAGUUAAUCAUGCAAGUCAGGGAUUUCGUUACCAAGCUUUUUGCCCGAAGCGAAAGCCCUAGGUUUCACAUUUUCUUCCAUCCAUCACCGAUGCUUCCUGAAUAUGACUACCUUUUCAAACUUCUGCUCAUUGGAGAUUCCGGUGUUGGCAAGUCAUGUCUUCUAUUAAGAUUUGCGGAUGAUGCUUAUAUUGAAAGCUAUAUAAGUACUAUUGGAGUUGAUUUUAAAAUCCGUACAAUCGAGAAGGAUGGAAAGACCAUUAAGCUUCAAAUUUGGGACACUGCUGGUCAAGAACGAUUCCGAACAAUUACUAGCAGCUACUACCGUGGUGCACAUGGGAUUAUCAUUGUAUAUGAUGUUACUGACCAAGAAAGCUUCAAGAACGUAAAGAUGUGGCUGGCAGAAAUCGAGAAUUUUUCAACUGAUAAAGUUAAUAAGCUGUUGAUUGGGAACAAAAGUGAUUUAGGAGACAAGAGAGCAGUCUCAUAUGAUACUGCAAAAUCUUUUGCAGAUGAGAUAGGUAUUCCAUUCUUGGAAACAAGUGCUAAGGACUCUACUAAUGUAGAGCAAGCAUUUAUGACCAUGGCUUCGGAGAUAAAGAAGAGAAUGCCUAGUCAGCCGGGGCUUAGUGGGAAUAGAUCUAUCUCAAUGAACAUGCGUGGGCAACCAAUCAAUCAAAAUACAUCCUGUUGCUCUUGAUUUGCAUCUACCAGUUUCCUUGAGGUGUUCGGUUGUCUAAUUUGUACAGAAGCCUCAACAUGAAGAUUUUUAUUGAUUCAAAGCUUUGAUUUUUCA